UGCGCACCUGGCCCGCGAGCUUGUGCGUGACAGUCAGCGUGCGCGUGAGCUCCGUGUCCCGCAGGAACGUGUCCACUGAGAAGUGCUUUUGCAGCAGACAAAUUGGGAUUAAAACAAACGCACACAGAGACCAGUGAGAUAAAACGCAGAGUUCUGCGGACUUGGCUGUGUUUCAUUCAGCGCAGAAACGGACCUUUUUUGUUUGUUUUUACCUGUUUUAUUUAAAACUUCCGUUUUCAGGCGUUCUGAUCUGACUGUAAUCACCGGCUUCUUGUCUCCGCUGUGGAAUGUUAAAACCCCGAAGAAGUCGGUGACAGCCGAACCCGAGCGGUGCGGAUCCAUCUGAUCUCCCCCAACCACCUUUUCCCGCUCCUCUCCUUUACCAUCGGUAUAUUUUGUGCAUGGAAUUUCUUAUGUAAUUUAUAAAGUAGAGACUGAGUUAUCGUACGAAAAUAUUCCUGUUCGUCUUCAUUGUUAUUCCGGUCUGGAUCUGUUUGGAGAAGGCGUGCUGGCGUCCUGCGUUUAAGCCUAUGCGCGCGUCAUUUUUCCACUCGUGUCUUCAAAAUUGAUCAUUUUUGGGGGUAAAUUCAUCGGGUCUCUGCAGAGUGCUCGGAGCAUCUCCCGUGCCUCUUACAUUAAACCAGUAAUACAACUUUGUUCCCAUCUGUGGAGGAAAGCGCUCUGGAGAGGACGUGGACUGGACUCUGGGAAGAUUCUAACUGAGCUGUAACAUAUUUAAAAAAAAAAAAUAUAUAUAUAUAUAGACGGAGCGAGAGAGACAGUUUUUUUAAAGACCUCGACAGCGCAUCACACGCGCACUGUCACGCGCUCAGAUACACAUCUGACUUUUGCGCAUCAUCCAAGUUGGAGACCCGCACCAGCUCACGCCCGCAGGGGAGCUUUGUUUCUCCGCUACAGAUCAAAACUACAGGGACGACUGGGAUUUUAACGCGCUGCCGUUGGGAUUUCUUCUACCAUGUCAGGGGUGCGGGAUUUCAGAUGGACUCCCAUCAUCUGCGUGGUGGUGCUUUCCUGUGCUCUUGCAGGUAAAAUCUCUCCAACCAGCUCAGAUGUCCUGUUCAGCGCCUCAGCAAUGACAGCCAGCCCUCCACCACCCAGUGUGUAUCUGCCUGCCAGCUUCAAAAUGUCCAAUGCACAACUGGCUUUCUUCUUGCGGGAGGCCCAGAUCACAGGACCAACGGUUGGCGGCAGCAGUAGGAGCAGCAGUAGGAGCAGCAGCAGCUCUGGACAUCCGCUGCAGCGCUCUGAGAGUUUUGUGGUUUUCCAAACAAAAGACCUCCCUGCCAUCAACAUAAGCUUUGGGCCUUUUGCCCAGGACCAGGCUUUAUCCAAGGAGCUGCUCCAGCCAGCAAGUCCUCUGGAUAUCCCAGGCCAGCUGACGGUCGGCUGGAAGGUGCGGGCCUUUAUUGUCCAAGCGAGGGUUUUCUCCAACAACCCCAUCGUCCAGGUGUUCUUCUACAUUGCAGGUCGCGACUGGGAUGACUUCAAGGCUCAGGACAACCUUCCAUGCAUCCGACUCCACGCUUUCCGUGAUGUCCGGGAAAUCAAGACAUCCUGCCGCAUGAGGAGCAACCUGGCCCAGUGCUUGGCCCAGCUGGAGCUGCCUCCAUCCUGGUUUAACACCAACGUGGCCCCGCUGGGUCGAAGGAAAAGUUCCGGUGAUGGGCUCCUGGAUGGAUUAACCAGUGAGACCCUGCAGGCUGAGCUCUACUACACACUGCAUGAGCCUAAUCUGGACGGGGAGUGCAGUGAGGGUCACAGAGGAGGCAGCGGGGCCAGAGGAGAACCUCUGUCACAGCACCCUCUGCUGCGCAUCGGAAGUAUCAGCCUCUAUCAGGCCAGUCAGGAGCAGCUGCUGGUGGACAAGCAGUUGGACAAAAACAUGUUCCUCAGGCUGCCAGAGAAACCACUUAAACCUGGAGAAACACUGAAGAUCCUCCUGUUCCUGAUGCCCAACUCCACUGUGGAACAAUUUACUCUCAAGGUCAAAGCAAAGAAAGGGGUGAACCUGCUGCAGACCAAGUCGAAGAACGCUCAGUGGAAGGUAGACUGGGAGGUGCAGUCCGGUGCCAAACAUUCCAUCACCACCAUCGACGUGAGCAAGUACAAAGCAGUAAAGCAGGGCGACGUGUUGGGGAACGUGGAAGUUAUGCAGUUGGAUUUUGAGAUGGAGAACUUCACCAGCCUCUCCGUGACCAGAAGGAUCAACUGGAACAUUGACUACAAGGGACAGAACCCGGCGCCCGACUCAGAGAAGGUCGUGACGGAGCUCACGGUGGUGCAGCGGGACAUUCAAGCAAUCAUCCCUCUGGCAAUGGACACGGAAAUCAUCAACACGGCCAUUCUGACAGGACGUACCGUGGCCAUUCCCGUCAAAAUGGUCUCCAUAGAGAUGAACGGGGCAAUCACAGACAUCUCAGCCUUUGUGCAGUGCAAGUCGUCUAAUGAAGACAUUGUAAAGGUCUCCAUGAAUUGUGACUACGUGUUCGUCAACGGCAAGGAGACCCGGGGCUCGAUGAACGCCAGGGUAAUCUUCAGCUACGAGCACCUGAGCGCACCACUGGAGCUCACCGUCUGGGUGCCCAAGCUUCCCCUGCAUGUGGAGCUCACCGACAGCACUCUGAGUUUCAUCAAAGGCUGGAGGGUUCCCAUUCUGCCUGACAGAAGGAGCACCAGGGACAGCGAUGCUGACGACGAAGAUGACGACCGGCGAAUGAAUCGCGGCUGCGCCCUCCAGUACCAGCGGGCCAUGGUCAAAGUGCUGACCCAGUUCCACACCACAUCCACAGAGGGCACGGAUCAGGUCAUCACCAUGCUGGGACCUGACUGGCAGGUGGACGUCACAGACCUUGUACAAGACUCCCUAAAGGUGCUCGACCCAAAGAUCGCGGAGCUGGUGGACAGGACAAUCCUUGUGGGCCUAGAGUUGGGAUCCAGCGUACUGAAGGUGGAGUCUCCACUGGCCGUGGACGCGGUGCUGGGGGAGGCGUCGUUCUCCGUCACAGAUGACAAGGUUUCCAUCACAGAGCUGCGAGUUCACGCCGUGUCGGGCCUGACCCUGUCCCUGCAGCCCAGCCCCGGCAACAGCCACACCAUGGUGGCCAAGGCGUCCGGCGCCCAGACCCUCACCAGUCUCAAACAGGAGGCCAGUUUGUCUGUCUGGAUGCUUUAUAGUGACAACACAGCUGUCCCGCUGACUUACUUUGAUCCCAAAGACUACAACCUCAAUGCCUCCACCCUGGACGACAAAGUUGUGUCAGUAUCCCAAGAGCCACAGCAACGAUGGCCUGUGGUGGUAGCAGAAGGCGAGGGAUCAGGCGAAAUGGUGCGUGUAGAGAUGACCAUCUGUGAAGCCUGCCAGAAGACCAAACGCAAAAGCGUCAUUGCAUCUGCUGCAGUUUAUGUCAAGGUUCGCUUUGGCCCGGAGGAAGACUCAGAGGAAGAGACAACUACAGAGAGCGAGAUUGAGCUUGCAUCUGUCACCAGGCGGACAAUCAUUGAUCCGAACAUCAGUGGAAAAAUUUAUGAUACUUCUAACGAGCAGCCUGCCAGCGUUCCCAUUGAUUACACUAAUUUUCCCACCAUUAGCAACCAGGAGCAACCUACUGAGAGUGAUGAAGAGGAUGAUUUUGUGCAUUCACCACGCAACAUGACAGAUCUUGAGAUCGGCAUGUAUGCUCUACUAGGCGUCUUCUGCUUGGCUAUAUUAGUGUUUCUUAUCAACUGCAUUGUAUUUGUGCUCAAAUACCGCCAUAAGCGCAUACCACCUGAGGGCCAGGCCAACAUGGACCACUCCCACCACUGGGUGUUCCUGGGAAACGGCCAGCCGCUGAGGGCCCAGUGCGAUCUGUCACCACAGCAGGUGGAAAGUCCCAGCAACCCUUUGGAGGGGGUACAGACUUGCUGCCACGGGGACCACCACAGUAGUGGCAGUUCCCAGACCAGUGUUCAUAGCCAGGUCCAUGGAAGGGGUGAUGGCAGCUCUGGGGGUUCAACCAAGGAUAACGGCGAGGAGGCCAGUUCACCCACCUCUAAACGCAAGAGAGUCAAGUUUACCACCUUCACCACCCUUCCCACAGAGGAGCUGCCCUACAACUCCAUCCCCAUAGCAGAUGAAGAGGACAUUCAGUGGGUUUGCCAGGAUAUGGGCUUUAAAGACCCAGAGGAACUCCAUGAUUACAUGCGCAGAAUAAAAGAAAUAGCCUAAGAUAGGAGGUGUAUUGUGAAAGCGCUGCUCUCGACUUUCUAAAAAGACGGUUCCUUUCUAUUUUUCUCUUUUUUCAAGUAAGUGAAAUAUUUUUCACAAACUUAAGGCCAACUGUUGUUCUGGUUAGGGUUUGUUCCAUGUAGUUUGCACAGUGCUGUAAUCUCAUACACCCUCACGCAGAAGAGAAUGCAAGAAGCCAAAGACUCGACCAGAGGAUCUCAGUCACAAGAGACGUCUGUAAAUCUUGGCUAUAGGAAACAUGUUUUACUCGGAAGCUGAGCCAUGGAGACAUAUGAGAGCUGCUCCAGCUCCAGUUUUUCAGGAUAUUACUUUUACAAUUUCCUGAUAUGGACAGGAGUAAAAUAAGGGUUAGUGUGUUCUAGUGGCUCAGCAGGACUCUGCAGUACUGUACCUAGUCCAAACGAAGAGGCCUUUGAUGAACAAAUAACUGUCAAAGACUCUAAUUGAACCUGUUUUAAAAAUAUUUUUGUUUUUGCCAAAGUAGAAAAAGCAUUAUUUUAUUGGCAAAACCUUUAUUGUCGGUGUAGCACAUUCAUGAUUUGUACUCAUCUUCAUUACUUACAUUUUCUACAUUUCGUAGGUAGUUGAAAGCAGUGCCCUACUACAAUUCCUGGUGUUCCUGACAAAUCUAAUGCCUUAUAAAAACGGUCACAGUUCACUUAUAUCGGUGCAGACACCCUGUUUUCUCACUGUUAAGAGGCUUGAGACAGCUUAAUAAAGCAUUAAAGUAAAACACGACAGCUGUUCUCCAGCAUGAAGAGACGAGCUUGGCAUGAAAAGGUAACCUAAGGCAAAAUCAGACAACUUUUUCCAAAUUUGUAAAUGUUUAUAAUGUACUUAAAUACUUAUUCAUACAUGUUAAUAAACUUAAUAUGUUA
Molecule: messenger RNA, 5127 nt
Organism: Girardinichthys multiradiatus
Lineage: Eukaryota; Metazoa; Chordata; Actinopteri; Cyprinodontiformes; Goodeidae
Gene: tmem132e
Product: transmembrane protein 132E
Exons: 9
Coding region: 977-4228 (1083 amino acids)
Source: RefSeq, a predicted model, not a curated record